Annulohypoxylon truncatum is the source of this 980-nucleotide messenger RNA. RefSeq lists its product as uncharacterized. Lineage: Eukaryota; Fungi; Ascomycota; Sordariomycetes; Xylariales; Hypoxylaceae. The coding region runs from base 530 to 808 and encodes 92 amino acids. The transcript has 2 exons. The record is from RefSeq and is a predicted model, not a curated record.
GGAUGAUCAGGUGACGAAUAAGAAGCUUUAUCGUCACGUGCCCUCAAUCUAGUGUGAUUCCCAUUGAAACAAGAAGGGUUCAGAGAAGAAUUUGUCGUUUGUAAGCAGAUUGACUUUGACACAAUGAAUUCGUUGAAUCCUUUGAUACAUGUGAAGUGAUCAGUCUGAUAGAUUCCUUGGGUUUUACGAAGGAGUAUUAAUACGAAGUCGUACUAUCACAAUAAUCCUGCUGACAGAAGACAUUUAUGAAAGUGGUCCGUUCGCGAAAGGUACACAGGUACUAAUCCCUUAUAUAAUACGCCCCUGAGUUAGCUGAUUAAGCACUCAAUAAUUUUAGGACGAAGAGAUCUACAGAGAUUCCCUAAUCAGAGUGCGUAUUUAAUCCACUCCUUGAUUGAAUAUACUAUGACUACAGAAAGUAAUCAAAAAGAAGAAAAAUCAAGAAUCGAACUUUUAAGGGUGAGGUACCUAACUUGUGUUAUGGCUGAGCAUUGUGAAAGUAACCCAACGGGGUGGCCUUCUGUAGGAAAUGGGUCAAAUCAACCUCGCACUUGAACAAUAUUAUUGUCUGGUUCACAUGUAUUCUGUGAGGGAGCUCACUAAGGAGUCAGACAGACUGCCCGCAUUUUCCGGCCCGGCACAACGCAUACACAGAUGCUUGGAGGGUGAAUAUCUCGCUGGGUUGUGGAGUUGUGACUUCAACCGUAGCCUAGAUUGGCAGAGUUAUCGAGUGGAUUGGAUCGAAUCCAGCGCAUAUGAGCGACGUGAUCUACGAUUCCCUAUCAGAAGCUUCCUCCACGAGAGCUGAUAGUCAGAGGUAUCGGGAGUCGGCCUGUACGAGGCCGCCCUGUUGGCAGCUGGCCUUUAGCUGUAGACAAAGGAAGGUUCAUGUAUGUAUACCGUGUUCCCUGGAAGGGGUUAGUUAGAGCUCUUCGCGCAACAACGUCGUUCUUCCCUAGCUUCUUGGUUCCGCCUCGUGA